Papaver somniferum (opium poppy) is the source of this 3134-nucleotide messenger RNA. RefSeq lists its product as uncharacterized. The transcript has 5 exons. The record is from RefSeq and is a predicted model, not a curated record. The coding region runs from base 1381 to 2925 and encodes 514 amino acids. Lineage: Eukaryota; Viridiplantae; Streptophyta; Magnoliopsida; Ranunculales; Papaveraceae. Gene Ontology annotation, molecular function: protein kinase activity; ATP binding. Gene Ontology annotation, biological process: protein phosphorylation.
UUGUUUUCACAGAAUAGUGUUGCACCUGGGAGGGAAGCACUUUACCGCGAAUAUGAAGAUUUGGAAAGUGGAAACUAAAUACUCUGAUACGUAUUUAACUACUCGACCAACUUAAUAUAUAUACAUGGGUGUAGUAUAUAGUACUCAUACUUGAAAAUUUCCAACAUUUUUCCUAAUCUCACAAUUUUGGUGACGUACUUUGUGGAUGUAGAAAACCAUCACUAAAGCCAGAGCUCGUCGAAGAAAGCUCUGACUAUUGAUUUGUCUCGGUAAUGACUCACUACAAUGGGUCGAUUUAACUCGGUUGCAUCAAAACGAUUCGAGGGCUUAUUUGUCUUUUACAAGGCUGACUAAUUGCCACAUAUACACUAACGGAUGUUAACUGUUUAAAGAAAAAAACAGGAUGGAAAAGGUUAAAUAUGUGGCAUUAAAUAAAUUCUGAAAAAAACAGUGACACUUUCUUAAACAUGAAAUUGGAAAUGUGGCACUUUAUUAAAAUCCCCUUUUUUUUUUACGUGGAUUCACAUAUGUACCAACUAUUAAGACUAAAUUCCACGCCUUUCAUUUGGUGGUUGUACAUAGUUGAAUUCAACAGAAUUCAAGUGCUCUGAAUUAUAUAUCCUUCUUCAUCUGAAAACAUGCCUAUAUUGGGACGAAAACCGGCGCCAGAACAAGAAGUAACUAGUGAAAGUUCAAAUGGGAGGUUUACAAUGAGAUGGAUAAAAGAUUUGACUCACAAAAAUUUCAGUCUGUCAAUCAAGGAUCAUGAUGGUGGUGUUACAAAUACUAAAACCAAAGGGAAAAAGAUAACAGCUGCAGAAGGAAUCCAAGGUGGGAAUUUCAGUUACAAACAGAUUAAAGCUGCUACAAAAGAUUUCAAACCUGCUAACAAGAAUGGUGAAGGUGGUUUUGGAUCAGUUUAUAAGGGAAAACUCCCUGAUGGAAGGGCAAUUGCAGUGAAGGUCAUAUCUCCAAAUUCAAUGCGAGGAGAGAAAGAAUUUCUCAGUGAAAUAAACACAAUAUCAAGACACCCAAAUAUAGUUGAAUUGUUUGGCCAUUGUGUUGCAACGGAUAACAAGUUCGUAUCAGUGUACCAAUACCUGGCUAAUGGAAGUUUAGACAAUGCAUUAUUUCGCAAUAAAAAUCUUAAGAAGAGACUGAACUGGGAGAUUAGAGUUAAAAUCUGCAUCGAUAUAUAGCGAAAGGUCUUGUAUUCUUACAUGAGGGAGCAGAACUCAAAAUUGUGCAUAGAGAUAUAAAGCUCAGUAAUGUCUUAUUAGACAAGCAUCUUACUGCCAAGAUAACCGACUUUGGAUUGGCGAAGCAAUUAGACGUCGACCAGUCCAGGAUACCCACUCUGUAGUAGGAACAACGGGAUAUAUGGCUCCUGAAUAUUCGAAGCACGGUUACUUAACUGAGAAAGCAGAUGUCUACUGUUUCGGAGUAGUGGUGCUGGAACUUAUGAGCGGAAUGAGUUGGAGAGGAAAGCGUUAUUUAGGCAGAUCGCAACACCUUCUAGAAAUCGCCAAAGAUGUAAAGAUGAAGCAAAAUCUUACAUCACAAUUGGACCAAGACUUGACUAACGUUUCGGAGAAUGAAGCUAUAAUAGUGUUAGAUUUGGCAAUGUUAUGCACCUCUGAUUCACCAAAAGCAAGGCCUGACAUGUCUGAUGUGGUGAAAACUCUUGAAGGAAUGAAUGUUAUAAAUACUCUGGUCGUUCAAUUAGAAUCAGAUGACUUGACAGGAGUCACUUCUGAUGAGAUGGCGCUGAGUCAUUUCUCGGUCAACUACUUAGAAAUUGUGACAGACCCAGGCAAUGCACCUACCACCUCGGAAAAUGAGGUUACCAUGAUUUCUGAAUCUUGCGAAUUGAUUUCUGUUGCAAAGGAUGAUAAAAGUGGAGACGAGAAAGAUGGGGUUGUAUUUCAAUCCUCUGGUCAUUUUUCACUAAUGGAGGUAAAUAAUACCAAAAGUACUGCAGUUAUUUGGGAUUACAUUGCUGCUCCCAAAGAUUUAAAGCGUGAUGUAGGCCAAGAUGAGAUUCCAAUUCGUUCCUCUCAUGUUGCAUCUGAUAGUACUAAAUUGCAUUCUCAUGUAAAGGCUUCCAUUGGUGAGGGAGCAGACGAUUCUAAGUCGUCGGUGAUCUGCACAAAUAUUCCAACAUCAGAGACACUUGUAUCAUAUGCCAAGGAAGCAUCAACUUCUUCAACCUUAGAUGAUAUCACUGAGCUGGGAGACGAAGAUGAGCUCGAGUAUAUUAAACCCCAUUUUGAAGAAGGGAAGUAUCAUAUUGAAUGUUCAAAUGAAGAAUUCAAAGUCGGAUGUAACAAAUGGAAGAAUUCCCUGGUGGGAUAUUUUUUGAGUGAGGACGGAACUUUUGACGUUGAUAAAGAGGUGGUGGCUGAAGUUGUACUCCGAGAAACGAUGGUAAAUGUUUCUGUAUUCUCCAUCAGAAAUGAGUAUUAUCUGUUUCCAUUCAGUCGUGUUGAAGAUAGGACUAAAGUUUUAGAAUCAUCAAGCCUUCUGCAUAUUAAGGGUAACCCAUUAGUUCUCAUAAAAUGGGACUGGAAACUGACAUUCGACAAAGCUGAAACCAUGAAAUGCAUUCCAAUUUGGGUGAAGAUUUAUAACUUGCCUCUAUUCCUUUGGAAUCCAUCAUGUCUGAGUAAGGUCGUCAGCGCAUUCGGAAUUCCUAUAUGUGCUGAUCAGAAAACCAAAAAGCAACAUCGGCUGGAUUAUGCACGGGUUUACAUGAAAGUAACUGCCAGUAAACCAUUGUUGGACAGUUUUCUUAUUUCAGUUAAAGGAAUUGACUAUCUACUCAACUUGGAAUAUGAUUGGAAACCUCUAAGGUGUACCAAUUGUUUUACAUUUGGGCACACCGAGUUGAAAUGCAAACUAAAACUCGAAGUGAAACAAGAUUAGGUGUUCUCCCUUCGGGACCUAAGUUUUGUAAUAAAACUUAUACAAGAUGCUCAGAAAGAGCUACAAGGUUGCUGCUCUACCAUCGGCUAGUUUUAACCCAGUAGCACAGAGUUGCGAAGUUACUAGUACAAACUUUUUUUGUUGUUGGAAGAAUCUAGACUGAACUUAUAUUCCUAGAAAUUCCAUUCAGUAAAGAUAGUUUGUGUGCC